Molecule: messenger RNA, 1404 nt
Organism: Sclerotinia trifoliorum
Lineage: Eukaryota; Fungi; Ascomycota; Leotiomycetes; Helotiales; Sclerotiniaceae
Source: the annotation of a GenBank genome assembly
AAUUACAAUUUUUCAAAAGGAUACUUUACUUUUAUAGUUUUAAAUAAAGCGACCUCGGUCUGUUAUCUUGUUUAUUAAUUAUAUUUGUCUGUUCUUUAGAAAAUGUUUUAAUUAAGAUGGAUUUCUAUAGUGCCAAGCUCUGAACGCUAGCCCAAAACUCAUAAAGUCCCGCCGCCCUAAGGAAAACAAUAACCGGUUUGAACCCAAGCAUCAAUGCCAAAUACUAGGAUUAACAAGCUCUCCAGAAAGCAAGCACUCAUUUUUCGUCAUCACAUCAAAGAAUCCCCAGAGCCCGCAACUUCAGCUCUCUCUCAAUUAAAAUGCUGUAUUCAGCACCAACAUUAAGAACAGCAGCAGCUACCUGCCGCAUACAGCCAUCAGUAUUCAUAUCAUGCACAUAUCAAACGGCCGCAUCAUCUACCCCUCUUCGCGCUCCAGAUAAUCAAAAUCCAAGCUCGCGACGUCGAGUGCAGGUUCCUUCCUACAAACGCAAUGUCACAUUCAAACCUACCUCGCGCUCGGCGUCCACAGCUAGCACAUCUACCUCACCAUCCAAAUCCUCACAAACAUCCAGCGCCGCGCAAACCGAAGUUCUAAACUGGAAUACAUUUUUCAAGCUCCGCCGCACUCGUCGCUGGUUCCAGCUCGGUUCUUCCAUUGGAACUGGAUUCGGUGGUUUCGCAAUCGGAGCGCAGAUUCUCACACAUACGGAUAUGGAUGCGCUGGUGGGACAAAUUCCUUUGGAUCCAUUUAUUACAUUGGGAUUAGUGACGUUUGCGUGUGGCGGAGCGGGAUGGUUAACAGGACCAAUUUUGGGGACUGCGGCAUUCAAUCUUAAAAAUAGGAAGUUUAGACAGCAGAUGGAUGUCAAGGAGAAGGAGUUUUAUGCGAGGGUUAAGAAGUAUAGAGUGGAUCCCAGUGCGAGUUCGAUGGCGAAUCCGGUGCCCGGUAAGUUGGAAUCGUGGUUUAUGUGAAGGACAGGCGAACGUUUUUAGGAUAUGAACUAAUUGCUUUAUUAGAUUAUUACGGUGAGAAAAUCUCGAGUGUGGCUGGAUAUAGGCAAUGGUUGAAGGAUCAGAGAGCAUUCAACAGGAAACGACAAACAUAUGUGUAAAACUCAAUACAACUAGGGUCGGAUAGGAAAAUGGUGAAGGAAUGGCAGGUUGUAAUUGAUAUCAUUUUUCCAUGGCAAGCAAGGUCAUAAAUUUAGCAGGCAGUUGUACGAUUUUGGCGUUCAUCGAGCCACUCGUUGUAGUGUAUCACAUUAUGCACUUUUGCACACAAUACCAAUACCAAAAUCUCUUUUCCAAAAUUCAUAAUCUUGGUUUUACUAUUCCAGAUUAGUAUUCCGGCCAAGAAUUAUCUACUUGUUCUUUCCAAGAUCGUAGCCCUCCCUUGAUAUCA